Messenger RNA from Paramuricea clavata, 1270 nucleotides. The record is from the annotation of a GenBank genome assembly. Lineage: Eukaryota; Metazoa; Cnidaria; Anthozoa; Malacalcyonacea; Plexauridae.
AUGACAAAAAGUGAACGUACCGAAGAGCAACGAGGCUGGCGCUUAAACACACAAAUUGAUUUUGAGUUUUUAGUCGUUGAUUUAACUCGCAAGAACUGGAAAAAGUCAAUAUUCUUAAUGUCAUCUAAAUUUUAAUCCAUUUGUUUGUUCGUUUGUUUAUUUGUUUAUUUUUUUUUCAAAUUAACUUUUUUACAAUUAACCAUAACUGAAGGUAAUCCCUACAGCGUUUAUUACUUUAUUUACAAGGUCCAUGAGAUUUUUCUCGAGAUUUAUUAUAACCAGAUUAUACUUCCAAGUCUCCGAAGAAACCGAUUUUUAAAAUGUUCCUGAAAAACGAAUAGGGUGUUCAAAAGGACCCUUGUCAGCGGUAGUUGCCAUGGAAAAUAGGCCUCAGUGGCAUAAUAUUGCGUCAACUGAUAACAUCCAAAUCGGCCAUGUUUAUGGGACCAUUUUUUGUGCCGAGCACUUCUUCAAUAAUAUAACUUGAGCUCACUCAUUUUAUCCUGCAUGCAUGAUGCCCAAUGCUCAGUUUUAAAAGUUUUUAUUUACAGUUCACAAGUAUAUUUAUUUAUAGAUGCAAGAGAUGACGCUCAAUUGGAGAAACGUUACUCAACUGGUAUAUAACUUAUCAUUCAUUUUUAUAGAUAAUCAAUCUUCAUCUAUUGUUUAUACGUACCUAUGCAUGCUGUAGUAUACAUUAUACUGCAAAAUCAGGCUUGAUGAUAAAUAUAUAUAUGUAUAUAUAGAGAGAGAGUUUUUCGUUCACUUCGUUCAAUAAGGUUCUUUUCCUUGCGAAGCAAGCGUUUGAUGCUUACCCACUCUCCCUAAUUGUUUUAGCCUUGCUUAAAUCGCCGGUUUGUCAAAUGAGUUUUAUGUUCCUUUCGUGAGCGCUAAAUUAUUUGAGUUUCUUCCAUCCUGGUCACGCCAUCAAUAAUGCCGUAAAAGACGAGUACCAGUUUCGUUUUGGUUAGAUAUAUGUUGAUGAAAUAUUACAAAACUUUAUGUUUAGUAAGUUAAAAUAUAAACUAUUAAUAUAAGCUUCUAAAUGUGCGCCAAAAGACAGUCAUGUGACUGAAGCACAGCUAAUCCAAACUAAAUGCCUAGUAAAUAUCAAUGUUCUAAUGUAUGGUUCAUUUUAAUAUUAUUCAACAGUAUUCAAUAUCUACAAUUUGAAAUAUUUCUUUUCACAGUGUGUAUUAAUAACUGCCGUUCUGCCUGCCGAACAAUUGGCACAUUUGAAGCAUUCUGUAAUCAAAUUUGCCCGAAUGUU